Molecule: messenger RNA, 2094 nt
Organism: Fusarium poae
Lineage: Eukaryota; Fungi; Ascomycota; Sordariomycetes; Hypocreales; Nectriaceae
Exons: 1
Coding region: 1-2094 (697 amino acids)
Biological process (GO): positive regulation of transcription by RNA polymerase II
Cellular component (GO): nucleus
Molecular function (GO): DNA-binding transcription factor activity, RNA polymerase II-specific; transcription cis-regulatory region binding; zinc ion binding
Source: RefSeq, a predicted model, not a curated record
AUGUUCAUCCCACGACUUACCCUAGAAUCUUCAUCUGAUCAUUCACAGUGCCGUGGUCGACGUGUCAAGUGUGAUGAAGGUCGUCCUGGAUGUUCAAUGUGCGAUAUCGCUGGUGUUGAAUGUGGCGGUUAUAACAAAGACAUUUUCUUCGACUGUGAUGACCCAUCAGCUACAACUACAAAAUUCCGAAGGCCGUUACUUACGUAUCAUGAAAGAAAGCGCAUGAGCGAGCAGAUGACCCAGGACGUUCCUCCCAGAUUGGCAAGUUGGCAUCUCUCCAAAAUUGAUGACGAAUGUGAGACAUCGUCGUCGAAUAUAAACAUAUCGAGAGGUCCGUUUGGAGCAUUUAGGGCCACUAGCGAGUUGACAAAAGGCCUUGCUUCUGUCCCCGGAGUGGCUCAAGAGGACCUUGUGAACUGUCCAAAUAUCCAUAUCCCAGACAAUCAGGACGAUAUUGCUGUCACUGAUCUCGACUUUGACAUCGAGCUCAUUUCCCCAUCCGUGGAUAUCACAACGAUGAGCGCUGAACAAGUCACUCGACAGCCCCAAGACUGGUCAAACGAUUUUAACAUUAUUCCUUUGACCAACUGGCUAAAUCCUGGAAACAUCGAGAUACCAGACUGGUGGGACUCCAUGGAUAUUGGACUAAUGCUACCUUGGGCUGAUGGCCCUGUAAUUGCCCCAAAACCUCCAUUGCCCAUUCCAAUAUCCUCCAUCAUCCAGGUACGGGCUCCAACAUCACCUCUGGUCAAUCUAUCGCCGAGUCCAGGUCCAUUGGCUAAGGGUGACGUCCCCAGAGACGCUGUAUUGUUGAUCAAGCAUUAUUCCACUACCGUCCUCAGAGGUCUGACACCAUAUCGUCACAGCAAGACCCCAUGGCACAUCCUCUUUCUCCCGCACGUGAAAAACUGUUUGGCAGCUUUAACUUUGGGUGAUGAGAUGGACCACGCAAGUCUAUGUGCAUUUUACGGAACACUAUCUAUCAGCGCCUUCAGCCUUGGUGGGAUAUACAACUCCACAAAAUGGUUGGAUCAGGGCAAGACAUACUAUCAACAAGCCUACUACCAUAUACGGGUGAUGCUCAAGACAGCAUAUGAUCUACCUAAGAAGGCCAAGUAUAAGUCUAUACUCAUGGCACUCUUGACAAUGGUGCAGAUAUCGGUACUUUCUGGGAACAAAGACGAAGCAGAGUAUUACUUCUUGGAGACUGAAAAGUUUAUUCGUCUAAGAGGUCUCAAUCGUCGCAAGUCUCGCAAGGUUCGAUUGUUGCAUCAUUGCUAUGUGUUUGAGAGAUUAUCUCAUGAGAGCAGCUUUACCGAUAGCAGACUCAACUUGGACCAUCGGAAUCGGGUACGUGAAGCGAUUGAAGCAAGUGAUGCUAGGGUGUACAGCCUGGACAAUCUAUCAUUCCGCCUUACCAGUUGGAGAGACCUGGAUCAGGAGAUGCUCAAGAUGAAAGGGCAGGAGGAAGGUGAAAAUGACUUGCAUCUUCAACAUCCCGGUGUUUGGUCCGCUACACUUUAUCCAGAGAUAUUUGGCGUACCGGAAUUGCAUCUGUUUAUGCUGUCCCUGGUCAUACGUCUUGCUAGGGAGAAAGACGAGAGCCAUGUGGAGGCUGUGUCUUUGAAAGAAUUUAUGGCUCGUGCAAAGGCUGUUGAACGAUGGAUCAAGCAGCUCAACGUCCUUCGUCAAUCAAUAUGGACAGCCGAAACACCAGUAGACCCAGACCAACAGCAAUCCGUCGAUCUUCUCAACAGUCUAGCCGAUACAAUGCAACAUGCCUUGUCUGUCUAUUUUUACCGCAAGAUCUACGACUUGGAUCCCGGUAUGCUUCAAAAACAUGUCCUCAGUGUUCGUGAUCGUCUACUAGAGUUUGAUGGUUCUGAUGGAAUGGGUUAUGGAUCUUUGAGGUUGGUAUGGCCUGCGUUUAUAGCAGCUUGUGAAACGGAUGAUUGUAGUGUUCGGGAAUCGUUUACUAGAUGGUUCGAACGUUCUACCAAGAAGAGUGGACUGAGGAUAUUUACUGAGACAAUGGAACGUAUCGAGAAGGUGUGGAAUGGGAGGGACAAUGCAAACACCAGAGUUUUAGUAUAG